This is a messenger RNA of Penicillium olsonii, 1629 nucleotides long. NCBI's taxonomy places the organism in Eukaryota, Fungi, Ascomycota, Eurotiomycetes, Eurotiales, Aspergillaceae. The record is from the annotation of a GenBank genome assembly.
AUGGGAGCGCCCUCGACCGUCUGGGAUACGGCAAAAAUGGCCCUGAUGCUCCCACUAUUACCGGUGCAAGCCUCGCUCGGGAAUACAGGCUUACUGCCCACGCCCCCAAUGGGCUUCAAUAACUGGGCUCGCUUCCAAUGCGAUCUCAACGAGUCCCUCUUCACAGAGACCGCACAGUCAAUGCUAUCCCGUGGCCUCCGCGAUGCAGGUUAUAACCGCCUGAACCUGGACGACUGCUGGAUGCGCCACGACCGGGCUGCCGACGGCUCAUUGCAGUGGAACACCACCAAAUUCCCGCAAGGCAUUCCGUGGCUCGCCAGCUAUGCUACCAAGUACGGGUUCCACUUGGGUAUCUACGAAGACGCCGGCAACCAGACCUGUGGCGGGUUUCCCGGUUCGUACGGGUAUGAGAGGCUUGAUGUUGAGACCUUCGCUAGCUGGGGUAUCGACUACAUCAAGGUGGACGGGUGCAACGUCUGGGCAGAGGAUGAUCGGUCAUUACGUGACGAGUAUCGAGCUCGUUAUGGGAAGUGGAACGAGGUUUUGAGCGAGUUGCCAAGGCCAUUGAUCUUCUCUGAGUCUGCACCCGCUUAUUUUGCCGAUAAUGCUUCUGACUGGGCGGCUGUGAUGGAUUGGGUUCCGCGGAAUGGUGAGUUGGCGCGUCAUUCAACCGAUGUGCUUGUCUAUGUCGGCGAGGGCAGUGCCUGGGAUAGCAUUAUGAAUAACUACGACUACAAUACGCUUCUUGUCCGCUACCAGCGCCCGGGAUACUUCAACGAUCCGGAUUUCUUGAUCCCUGACCACCCGGGGCUGACGCAGACAGAGAAAGAAUCUCACUUCAGGCUUUGGGCUUCCUUCUCUGCCCCGCUGAUUAUCAGUGCUUAUAUUACUGAUCUGUCAGAUGAGGAUAUUGCAUAUCUUAGCAAUGAGGCUCUGAUCGCGGUGGAUCAGGACCCACUGGCUCAACAGGCUGCCUUGGUUAGUCGUGACGGCACCUUUGAUGUUUUGUCACGCUCCUUGGCAAAUGGUGAUAGACUCUUGACUGUUUUGAACCGUGGACCAGUCGCAGCCAGCACAACUAUCCCCCUCGAACGCCUUGGGCUAUCCCAGGUCGGUUGCGAGUAUCUCGCCCGAGAUCUCAUUACUGGGGAGGACGUCACUCUUCAAAAUGCAAUUGAAAUCAGGCUUGAUUCCCAUGCCACAAGCGUUCACCGUUUUGAGCUACCUGAAGGGUGUUCUGUGGUGACUCCUACUGGCAUGGUAUUCCAUACCCCGUCUGGUCUUUGUUUGACUGCUUCUGGGACCACCGUUGCUUUUGAACCAUGCGGGGGAUCUGACUCGCAGAUUUGGAACGUCUUGACCGAGACCAGUGGCAAGCUAACCAUAAGUGCUUUGUCGGAUAAAUCACUUUGUCUUUGCGCUCACGAAAGCCGAGUUUUGCUUGCAGGUUGUCGCAGUGUUGGCACUAAUUGGGAACAUUCUAUCACAGGGCAUUUGAGAAACACCGACGGGGGGUGUUUGACCAAGGUUUCGGGCAAAGUCACUAUUGGGGAUUGUGUGGUUGACAAUGCUGCGCAGAUACUUGGACUUCCCAGUGGUGUCCAUCUCACUGAUGGAUUGACUGGAUGA